AUGAUAAUGCUCAAAUUUUCAGAUUACUGUUCCCCAAAAACAAAUGAAAUCUUUGAGCGCUAUAAGUUCAAUAGUAUUUAUCAAAAGGAAGGUCAAGCGUUCGACAGCUUCCUCACUGACCUGAGAAAAGCAGUAAAGACCACAGGAUACAAAGAACAGAAUGAAAUGAUAAGAGACAGGAUAGUAAUGGGAAUUCAUGACAAAACCACGCAAGAAAGACUGCUACGAGAAUCAAAAUUAACACUGACGAAGGCAAUUGAAUUUUGCCGAACUGUGGAAGUAAGCAAACAACAGUCGAAAACAUUGCAAGAAGGUGGUGCAGAUGUUCAUUUAGAUGCUGUAAAGCACAAGAAGCCAAAUAUGUGCAAAUAUUGUGGUUACAAACACGAUUUUAAGAAAAAGUGUCCAGCAUUUGGAAAAACGUGUGCUAGUUGCCAAGGAAGAAAUCAUUUUGCGUCUGUUUGCAAAAGCAGAACAAAGAACCACAACAAUAAAGGAGACGAAGGAAGUUCAAGAAAGAAGAAAGUUGAUGAGCUACAGAAACAAAACGAUGAACCAGACAAGGAUGGGACAGAUGCUGACAGUAGUGAGUUCUAUGUUGAUUCUGUGAAAUCAAUUGGUGCAGUGGGUGCAAAUGUAAGAGAACAAACAGUAUGGAAAAAGAAACUUAUUGUUGAAGAUAAAGAAAUUGAAUUUAAAUUAGACACUGGAGCUGAAGUGAGUAUUCUUCCUGCAUAUGCUGUUAAAUCUUGCAACUUAUCUAGAAUAAAACCUACAGAUGUAACCUUGGUAGCAUAUGGUAGUGAAAAAUUUAAGAUCAAACCUGUUGGAGAAAUUUCUUUAACUUGUAGAUGUAAUGGUAGGAAUGCUAUCAUCAAUUUUAUUGUAGUAGAUUGUAAAAAUCAAGUUCCAUUGUUGGGUUUAACUGGUUGUAUAGCUUUGAAAUUGAUCAAACGUAUAGAUAAUUUAGUGAAGAACAUUGUACAUGGGAGCAAGACAAUUUUUAGAUCACUUGAGGAUAUUAAGCUAAUGUAUCCACAGGUAUUUGAAGGCCUUGGUAGAUUUCCGAAUGAGUAUCAUAUCAGUUUGAAAGAGGAUGCAGUACCUCAUAUUUCUGCAAUUAGACGAGUUCCUCAAACCCUUAGAGAAAAACUUAAAACUAAACUUGAUCAAAUGUGUGAAUUAGGAGUAAUUAGAAAAGUUGAUAAACCAACAGCAUUUUUACAUCCUUUAGUAAUAGUAGAAAAACCUAAUGGUGAUUUAAGAUUGUGUCUUGAUCCCAAAAGCUUAAAUGAAAGUAUUAAACGAGAACAUUUUCUCAUACCAUCUCUUGAAGAAAUAACUUAA
This is a messenger RNA of Coccinella septempunctata (seven-spotted ladybird), 1347 nucleotides long. RefSeq lists its product as uncharacterized. Lineage: Eukaryota; Metazoa; Arthropoda; Insecta; Coleoptera; Coccinellidae. The coding region runs from base 1 to 1347 and encodes 448 amino acids. The record is from RefSeq and is a predicted model, not a curated record. The transcript has a single exon.